AUGGACCCCUGUGAAGACCUGGAAACGUCCAGCGGUAAAUCUCUGGACUCCAGGGGGACCGAACCUCAGGAAUUUGAAGGACCACAGGCCUGCGGCUCUGAGGCCCUGGGGAGAGGAAACGAGGAGAUGUGGAGCCGGAAAUCCCACCUGCAGAGCCCACACGUGGAGAACAGCAACAGGGAACAGCAAGAUCGAAACAGAGUUUCUGAAGAACUUAUAAUGGUUGUGCAAGAAAUGAAAAAAUACUUCCCAUCGGAGAGACACAGUAAGCCAAGCACCGUGGAUGCCCUCAACUAUGCCCUUCUCUGCGUACACAGCGUACAAGCAAACAGUGGGUUUUUCCAGCCUCUCAGUCAGAGUGGAGCACCUCAAGCAGCUGCGACCGCAUACAAUCUUGAGGAGCUGGCCACGGCUGCCUCGGGGUACACUUCCAAAAACACAGAUACCUUUGUGGCAGUGUUUUCAUUUCUGUCUGGAAGGUUAGUGCACAUUUCUGAACAGGCUGCUUCAAUCCUGAACUGUAAGAAAGACUUCCUGGAGUCUUCGCACUUUGUGGAACUGCUUGCUCCCCAAGAUGUGAGGGUUUUCUGCGCACACACUGCCCUCGCUCAGCUUCCCCUCUGGAGCAACUGGACCCAAAGAGCGUCUCAGUACAAAUUCGCUCCGGUGAAAUCCUUUUUCUGCAGGAUCCGGGGAGGCCAAGACACAGAGCAAGAAAAGCAUUACUAUCCAUUCCGGAUUAUCCCGUAUCUGAUGUAUGUACGUAGCUCCACCCAGCUGGAAUCUGAGCCCUGCUGUCUCACCCUGGUGGAGAAGAUUCACUCUGGUUUUGAAGCUCCUCGAAUCCCGGCAGAUAAAAGAAUUUUUACCACAACACACACCCCAGGCUGUGUCUUUCUUGAAAUAGAUGAAAGAGCGGUGCCUCUGCUGGGUUACCUACCUCAGGAUCUGAUGGGAACGUCUGUCUUAGCGUAUCUGCACCCAGAAGAUCGUUCUCUCAUGCUUGCCGUACACCAAAAAGUCUUGAAGUAUGCAGGCCACCCUCCCUUUGAACACUCACCCAUUCGAUUUUGUACUCAAAAUGGAGAUUACAUCAUCUUGGACUCCAGCUGGUCCAGCUUUGUGAACCCAUGGAGCCGGAAGGUAUCGUUCAUCAUUGGUCGGCAUAAAGUUCGAACGAGUCCACUGAAUGAGGAUGUUUUUGCUACCAGAAAAAGAAAGACGAACAGUAAUGACAAAGACAUAACAGAAUUACAAGAACAAAUUCACAAACUUCUCUUACAGCCGGUUCACGUGAGCGCCUCCAGCGGCUACGGAAGCCUGGGCAGCAGCGACUCGCCGGAGCCGCGCGUCAGCCUCGCGGCGUCCAGUGAGGCCAGCCGACCCCGCGCCGAGGCGGCGCGCAGGGAAGCGCUGACUUUGCAGCAGGUCUGUGCCACUGUAAACAAAAUUAAGAAUCUAGGUCAGCAGCUGUACAUUGAGUCAAUGGCCAAGUUACCAGAUGAGCGAGUGACGGGGACGCGCAUGGGACGGCUUGGUGAUGAACAGAAGGCCUCAUCUGCCUUCCAGACGUUGAAAAACAAUAGCGUGCCCACGUUGAAAAACAAUAGCGUGCCCACGGAGUCUUGUGAAGACUGGAGAGAAGACCAGCAUAGCCCAUCCUAUCAGCAAAUAAACUGCAUUGACAGUGUUAUCAGAUACCUGGAGAGCUACAGCAUUCCAGCUUUGAAAAGAAAGUGCCUAUCCUGUACCAGUACAACCUCCUCGUCCUCAGAAGAAGCCAGCCCGAACCACGAGGCAGAUGAUGUCGCAGCCUUGCACGCUGCAUCUCAGACCCCAGCCAUAGCUAACCUGGAGAUGCCGACCGCCCAGCGGGCCGCACACAUUGCAGGAGGCGCUCUACGGACGCUGGCCCCCGAGGCACUGAGCCUGGGCUCCGGCGUGAGCCAUUGCAGCUACGCCCACACCGUCGUUUGUGCCCCACCCCCAGAGUCAGCAGAGGAUGCUGCCCCAGCGUGUGAGCCCUGGACCCCACGCGCACACCCAGCUCCACUGACCUCAGAAGAAUUUAAACACAUAGGGCUCACGAAGGCUGUUCUGUCAGCCCACACCCAGAAGGAGGAACAGAAUUAUGUUGAUAAAUUCCGGGAAGAGAUCCUCUCAUCACCCUACAGAUCCUGUCUUCAGCAGGAAAGCAGAAACAAAGCUAAACAUUUGUGUGUUCAAGGAGACUCUGCUUCCAAGCGGGCCCGAUCAGCUGGCUGCACGAAGGAGAAGCACAGACGAAAGAAGCCACGGGGACUGUGGGACAGCAGGGGCGCUCAGAACACCUUCUGUCCCCACUUGGGAGGAGAUGGCCAGUACAGGCAGCCCUGGGGCCCUUCCCUUGCCUCCUCUCCGCAGGCUUCCAGCCUGUCCUUCCCAGCUGCCCUGAUGGUUCCCAGCCUGGCUCCUUACCUCAUCCCGGCCCGCCCCGCCCCGGCCCUGCCCUCUGUGGGAAGAGAGCACGCAGCGUCGCUGACCACACUUGACCUGCUGCCUGAGCCCCCUUUAUGGAACGACUUGCAGUCUUUUCCUGCUCUCCCUUCUCCUUCCUUAGAUACUGUGAUGACCAUUUUCCUGCCUGACCCCCCUGGCUGUCCCCUCUUGUCACCAUCCUUCUGUCCAUAUGCGUUCCUGGGAGCAGCGGGCUCUUCUGGAACACCGCCCUCGGUAUCCGCGGUGACUCCACACCUGGAGCCGCCGUCCUCCAUCCUCAGCUGGAGGUGGGCAGAGGGAAAAUGGGAGACGCCGUGUGGAGAGCACCCGUGCGUUAACUCAAGGAGCAGCUCACCACUACAGCUAAACUUACUGCAAGCAGACAUGCUCAGAUCCUGUGAAUCUUCAGAUCAGAUGAGAAGGGAUAUAUGCCCGGAAGCUAAGUAUUGUGUCCCGGGCAAUAGUGGGAGGAAGAGCCAUCGUGCUACCACCGGCGAACUGUCCACGGCAUCACUAUAUGAGGAGUCGCUGUCUGCAGCGGGCUCUGUGGCAUCAGGUAGUAGAUCAGAAUGA
This is a messenger RNA of Odobenus rosmarus divergens (Pacific walrus), 3051 nucleotides long. It is a transcript of the gene PER3, whose product is annotated as period circadian clock 3. Gene Ontology annotation, cellular component: nucleus; cytoplasm. Gene Ontology annotation, molecular function: transcription corepressor binding; transcription cis-regulatory region binding. Gene Ontology annotation, biological process: entrainment of circadian clock by photoperiod; negative regulation of transcription by RNA polymerase II; circadian regulation of gene expression. NCBI's taxonomy places the organism in Eukaryota, Metazoa, Chordata, Mammalia, Carnivora, Odobenidae. The record is from RefSeq and is a predicted model, not a curated record.